This is a messenger RNA of Octopus sinensis (East Asian common octopus), 606 nucleotides long. RefSeq names its product protein GVQW3-like. The transcript has a single exon. The record is from RefSeq and is a predicted model, not a curated record. Lineage: Eukaryota; Metazoa; Mollusca; Cephalopoda; Octopoda; Octopodidae. Gene Ontology annotation, molecular function: nucleic acid binding. Bases 1 to 606 code for a protein of 201 amino acids.
AUGGACAGGAAGUUGGAAAAAGGAGCCAACUUGAAAUUUUGCAUUAACCUUGGAAGGUCUGCUACAGGGACAUUGAGCAUGCUUCGGCAAGCUUACGGCAACGAGGCAAUGAGUCUUACGUCAUGGUCCGAGUGGCAUGUGCGCUUCGGAAGCGGUAGAACGUCCAUGGAAGACGAUGAGCGAUUCGGAAGAACUGUCACGGGGUUCACUCCUGCAAAUGUGGAGAAAAUUUAUCAACUUGUGCAUGAGGAUGGUCGGAGGACAAUCAACGGCAUUGCUGAUGUUGCUGGUCUGUCGUCUAGGUCAAUGCAAGCAAUCGUAACAUCUGAAUUGCGGCGUGUUCCUGCCAAAUUUGUCCUCUGCCUGCUGACCACUGUCCAGAAAGAACAUCGUUUCAAAGUCUGUCUGCGUGCCACCGAUGACCCAUCCUUCAUGUCGCUGAUCAUUACUGGUGACGAGAGUUGGGUCUACGGGUAUGACCAUGAGACGAAGCAACGGUCGGAACAACGAAAGAGUUCCACAUGUAUACGACCGAAGAGGGCACGGCAGAGCCGCAGCUCAUUACAGAGUAUGCUCAUCGUUCUUUCGACAUCUGCAGCAUUGUGA